UUUUUGAACGUGUGAAGAAAUGAGAUGUUGCGAAGAGUGAAAGUAAAUCUGGACUACAGGUACACGUUUGAAACUGCCGCCGUGAGCAUCAUAAUGUUGCUUUCUCAGCGCCAUAACCAACGCUUAUUAGAAGCUUCCAGAAGUUCGCGAUAGCCAAUAUUUUUCGCUGCCCGAGUGUCACGCUACCAGUUGGUUUGUGAUAUCUGUGGACGAGUUUUGCUGUAGUGUUUUUACGCGAAAUAAGAUCCUCUAUUUUGUGUGAUAUCUGCCUGUCAGUCAUCUAAAAAUCAAGAAUGUCGACGAAAGCUGAAGAGGUAAAACUAGACAUCGAGGAGUUCAACAACCUGUUGGAGAAGGCUUGCAGGCAACGAACCAAGGAUGUGCUGACGCUGGAGAUCAGAAGGCUACAGACAGAAUUGGCGAAGUUGCUCGAGGAGAACAAGGACGCAUCUGUCAAGCCACCUGCUACAACCCCGAGUGCCACCCAAAAGUGUUACCAAGUAAAGCUGAAUAAUUACGGAUGGGAUCAGACAAAUACGAUGGUGAAGAUCUACAUCACGCUCAAGGACGUUCACCAGUUGUCCGGGGAGUCGAUCGUCUGCAACUUUGCCGACAAGUCCCUAGACCUAUGGGUGCUGGCCUUGGACAAUCGGAAUUACUACUUGCCGAUCAACAAUCUCUGCGCUGAGAUCGACACGGAGAAAAGUAGCCUGAAAGUAAAGACCGACAUGAUCGUAGUGUCGCUGGUGAAAAAAAUUCCUAAGGCCUGGUCGCACGUGACGUGGGUUGAAAAGAGGAUCAAGGAGGCAAAGACACUGUCUAUGCCAGACAUGAACGAGGAUAAUGAUCCCGGCGCCAGCCUGAUGAACCUGAUGAAGAAGAUGUACCAGGACGGCGAUGACGACAUGAAGAAGACAAUAGCUAAAGCGUGGACCAAGAACCAACAAAAAAACGCGGCCGGUCCGAUGGACAUAUAAUUUCCCGGAGUAGAGCUUUAGAUUUUUAUUUCUAAGUAUAAUGUGCAUUUCGUGUUCCUUUUGUACUUGUUAAAUAUAAAAUGUGCGUCGAAGUCGAUUCGUGAAUAAUUACGUGGAUAAACCGAAACGCGUACAUAUAAACGUUCUUAGACAACGGUAAUGUUCGCGUGUAUUUAUUUUUUGGUUGCAAAGCUCCAAACGGGACGGCUGCUGGAAAAAGUUCCUUCGUGCCCCGAACUAGACCGAAAAACGAUCGUAUUUGCGCGACCAAUAACAAUCUGUAUAAAUUCUCAUUUUUUAUUUGCCGAAGAUUCUUCUGUACAUUUGUUUCAUUUGUCGCAAUGUACCGUUGGAGAGAUCAGUAAUAAAGUAUACGGCAUACAUAACUAAAAUUGUAAUAUCUUUAUUACCUGCUCUUGUACAUUUCGCAAACUACGUUUUAAUUUACAUCGCAAUUGUUUAUUCGUUUCUCCUCUCGCGGUGGUCGAUAAUGUACAAAACAUUUUCUAGUAAACUCAAUCGGUUGUAAAAUUUCGCCUUUCACAAAUAAAGAGAGUUUACGUGACGUUCGAUAUAACAAUUCGUUGAAUCUCUCUUAUGUGAUUUUUCCUCUUUCGUUUUUUUUUUGCUUGUCGGUCAGCGAUUGCCGAACGUUCGUUUGAUCGGAUAUGACGGUUAAUCGAUAUUACACAACAAUCACAACGAAUACACAGCCCGAGUACAAAAUUCUUUGGAACGAGCUAGCUUCACCUCUUCCCUUCUGACUCUUCUGUUUCACUCUAUGACUAAUGCAAUCGAUACACUUGCAUUCAAGAAAUUACGAAUCUACAAUUUUGUUUCUUUCACUCGAAGUAAGACUGGAAUGACUUGCUGUACUAGAUCGUGUGACCAGCUGCUGCACUUUGCAAAUUGGCACUGACAUGACAGAUCUCCGGAGAAUGAUGUCGUGUUAGAUGAAUCUUCGUUUACAGACAUACAGAUGCGAUUUGCGACGAAUCACAGAUACAUCUUUCGCGAAACUAAGCAACACGUGUCGACAUCACAUUUAGAAUGAAACUUAUGCUACUCUGCACGACAGACGCUAAAAUCAUGUAAACCUCCGAGGAAACGAAAGGAUCCCCUCGAUUAUCCCCUUCCGGAUUGGAAAACUUUUGCGUAUACUUAAGAUCUCUAUUUAUCUCAUGCACGAAGUAUUACUCGAUUACGCUAGAGAUUGUAUAUUAACGCAGCGCCGAUACUCGGUUGAAAAUUGUGCGUUUUUAUUCAUCAGGAAGAUAACACUAAUGUCCUUUGAAGAAUAGUUCGAAUGGUUACAACGAUUGCACCUAGCGUGAUCGUGAAGAACUAACGCGUGUGUGAUCAGAAAGUCCGAUUAUCGCUUCUUCGUGGACUAUGUACUGCUUCUAUUCGAGUUUGUCAGUAAUGUAUUCCUUACGCGUGUGUGAAUAAGUUAUCCCGCCGAGAUAUCUUCCGUCAACAAGUAAUAAAUACCCGACAGACGCUAUGUCAGCUACAGCUGUAGUCGUCGGACUCGACGGUUUCGGUCGCGAUAGAAAAAUAUCCGCGGCAAAGCAUAUCUCACGAUAAUAACGAUAACACAUAAUAACGAAGAGAAGUGCAUCUUACAAGGUCUAAGGAUGGCACUUGACAGUUACGUACAUGUUUCCACAUAUUGAGCCAUUUAUCCUGAAAGUAACUCUUGUCUCGAAAUCGGAUCUCGAUCUUAAGAAUAAUCAACGAACUGUUUGUAUUUUCCCAAUGAGAAAGUCGCGCAUGUAACUUAAUUUAGAUGUCGAUUACACUGUGCGAGCCGUGAUAUUUCGAUAUCAACUAUGUAUAAUAGAGCAAGUGUUUAUCUCAUGCAUGCGUGCAAAUGCAAUCUUUAUGAGUCACUUGAUUUUAUAUUUCGUUUUCGAAUAAACUAUUUGCGCGAUUGAUAUCCUCAA
Molecule: messenger RNA, 2923 nt
Organism: Dinoponera quadriceps
Lineage: Eukaryota; Metazoa; Arthropoda; Insecta; Hymenoptera; Formicidae
Product: calcyclin-binding protein
Exons: 2
Coding region: 294-977 (227 amino acids)
Biological process (GO): heart development
Cellular component (GO): nucleus
Molecular function (GO): S100 protein binding; tubulin binding; ubiquitin protein ligase binding
Source: RefSeq, a predicted model, not a curated record